AUGGACAUGGCUCAUGUUUGCAGCAGAUUCUCCUCGGUUGCCUGUAGCACCGCGCCGACGAACGACCAGGGGGACGCGGCGAACGACGAGGAGGCGAUCAAGGUCACGGAGAUGAGUAGCAAGGGAAAGGGACCCGAUUGGGAGCUACUGGACUGGAACAUUUUCAGCUCUGGCUAUACUACUCUGGGCUUUCCACAAGACAUCGAUAGACCAGCGCCGCCCUCCGAGAGCGUCGUUCAUAUAAGCCCGCGCACCGUUCGAGUGCUCCUGAUGCCUCCGCUGGUGUUGAUCAGAUGCCUCGAGUCGCCGGAGGACUUGGUGAAGGCUUGGGUGGAUUGCUAUCGAUGUAAUUUCCGGCUCUGGAUGCACGGAUUCAGGAAUACCGACAUCAAUUUGGACAACAUGAUGCGUGACCCCGUCUCGAAGCGAGGGAUUCUGUGCAGCUUUGACUUGGCUCGAAUCUGUCACGAUAACCCUAGUACCACUGAACGAGAACGUCCGGGCACUGUUCCGUUCAUGGCGCUGGAGGAGGACUAUCGUGUUGGUCGAGUUUCCCGCCUCCACCGCCACGAGCUCGAAUUAUGCAUAUGGGUUUUGACUUAUGCAUUGCUGUUGGAUGCGGUUCCUGACAUCAAGGCCUGGGAUACGGAGCACUGCUCGCAGUGCAGAAAGGAGAGAAAUGAUUUCUUAUCACAACUCAGCAAACAUCGCGCGUCUUUCGCCAAACAACCUCUGUGGGAGACGAUCAGCAACCGUACUGCUCGCUGGUUGGAUCUGGCGAUACGGUGUGUGCGUCACGCCCGAUAUCAGCGUGGGGGUAACGCUCGACGUGCGAAUGCCCCCGGCGGGAGCAUCUCAAGCGAGGAUGAGAAGCUUGGGGUGCAGUGGACGAGCAGUAGACCAGAAGCAGCCUCCGCGGUCAUUCAAGAUUUCGAGGAAUUUUUGACAUUGAGAAUGGCAGGUUUGGGGUUUGUUCCACUCAUGCAGGAUCGGCUGUCGGUUUCAUCCUGA
Fibroporia radiculosa is the source of this 1011-nucleotide messenger RNA. RefSeq lists its product as uncharacterized. The record is from RefSeq and is a predicted model, not a curated record. The coding region runs from base 1 to 1011 and encodes 336 amino acids. NCBI's taxonomy places the organism in Eukaryota, Fungi, Basidiomycota, Agaricomycetes, Polyporales, Fibroporiaceae. The transcript has 2 exons.